Messenger RNA from Procambarus clarkii (red swamp crayfish), 716 nucleotides. Lineage: Eukaryota; Metazoa; Arthropoda; Malacostraca; Decapoda; Cambaridae. The record is from RefSeq and is a predicted model, not a curated record.
AAUUAAGUUAUGAGUUGUUAUAAAUCGCUAUCGCUUAAGCUUAAUUUAUUUUACUCGGGAAAGUGAAGACAUGUUUUGGCUAUUACAGAGGUGCCAUUCAUAAGAUGAUCACACAGCUGAUGGGUCAGAAUGACUUGGUAGAUCUUGAUUUUGAAAAUGAAAUGAUGAAAGUACCAUCCAUUAAGAGGACUCAGGUUAAUAUGGCUGUAUUAACUUCAUGGUAUCAGGAGCUUACAAGUACAGCAGUGCAAGAUGAUCUUCCUUCUAAGUUAAGAGGAUCCCCACAAAAAGUAGCAGGAUAUACUUGCAAGGAUGUAACGUCAUGCAAAGCUAUGGCAUCGCCACACAAGACUAUGGCAUCGCCACGCAAGACUAUGGCAUCGCCACGCAAGACUAUAGCAUCCCCACGCAAGAUAAUGGUAUCCCCAAACAAGACUAUCGCAUCGCCUCGCAAGACUGUGGCAGUUCCAUGCAAAAUUAUGGAAUCUACUUGCAGAACUAUGGAAUCUCCAUCUAAAUCUAAGAAAUCUCCUGCAAAGAAGAUGAAAUUAAGCAAUGAACCGUCUCUGCCAAAGAGAGGCCUUCGUCCACCUCUUGUAGUUAUUUUAGAGGAUGUGGAAAGUUUUCCUGCAAAUAUUCUUCAUGACCUCAUUCUUAUCUGUAGGUAUGUAUACUGUAUGUCAGUAAGUUUUGACUGCAUGAGAGACCUUUCCUGA